Molecule: messenger RNA, 2205 nt
Organism: Oryza brachyantha (malo sina)
Lineage: Eukaryota; Viridiplantae; Streptophyta; Magnoliopsida; Poales; Poaceae
Product: ankyrin repeat and zinc finger domain-containing protein 1
Exons: 7
Coding region: 124-2106 (660 amino acids)
Molecular function (GO): protein binding
Source: RefSeq, a predicted model, not a curated record
UUUCUGAUCCAACGGUGCUCCACGCGCAGUUGCCCUUGGAUCAUUGGAUAGGCGAAUCCGACUCUUCACUCCUCUGCGGGGGAACGCCGGAAACCCGCAGUCCCCCUCCUCCUCACCCCACAGAUGGCGGCGGCCUCGCCGGAGAGCAAGCCUCCUCGCUCGCUCUUCGACCUCCCCUCGGACUUCUUCGAUUCGUCUGCGCUCCUCGGAUCUCACCCUUCGUCUGCCCCCUCCGCAGCGGAGCCGUCCAACUCCUUCCGGCCGGCUCCGCCGCCGCCUCUGUCGCAACCGUCGGAGGCCCCGGGGUUGAGGUGGACUUGCAACACCUGCGCUUCUGAAUUCGAGUCCCUGCAGGAACAGCGGGAGCACUUCAAGUCUGAUCUCCAUCGCCUCAACGUCAAGCUAAGCAUUGCUGGUAAAACUAUUAUCAAGGAAGAGGACUUAGAUAAAGCAGAUCCUGCUUCUCUGUUUGAUGAUUUGGAGGUAUCAAGCGUAUCUGGUUCAGAGGAUGAACUUGAAGGGCCUGCAUCAGAUCGUGGUCUCUCAGUCAAAGACAGGGGAGAAUUCAGGAAGAAACUUUAUUUUCGCUGUCCUUCUGGUGACACAGUUUCUGUCUGGAGAUGCGCACUGUUGAAAGAACAUGAAGAACCAUUUUUCAAUAACAAGUCUGGUCUGAUGGAAAGUCAUGGAUCUACAUCAUAUGUACAGGAGGAUGAGAUGCUAAAUAGAGUGAAGAACUUGAUGUUUGAACCUCGUGAUGCGUCACGUUUGAGGGUCAUUCUACUAACAAGUGGUGGACAUUUUGCAGGAUGUGUUUUUGAUGGAAACUCUAUCAUAGCCCACAAAACAUUUCAUAGAUAUGUUGUAAGGGCAAAGGCAGGAAAGAGGCAGUCUGGGAAAGAUGCUACUGGAAAAGUUGCACAUUCAGCAGGGUCAUCUCUUCGCCGUUAUAAUGAAGCAGCAUUGAAGAAGGAAAUUCAAGAAUUGAUAGUUUCUUGGAAGUCAUACUUCGACCUUUCUGUUUGUGUCUUUAUCUAUGCUCCAUCAAAGAACCGCCAGAUGCUCUUUGAUGGGGAUAAGACUCAAUCAAUAUUGCAGGCUUGUGAUCUUCGUCCAAUCCCAUUGACUGUUCAUCGUCCCACCUUGAAGGAAGCAAAACGAGUAUAUUCUAACCUAACACAGCUCUGUUAUGAGAUUGAGUUCUUGAGUGUGGAUGAAAUUUUACCUGAUGUGGAGCAUGUGAGAAGUUUUGAACAGUGUAAAGAGUCUAAGCAGAAAAAAAUUAUGGACACCAGGGAAUCUAUUCCUGUCUCAUCCUUAAGUUUGGACUCAUCAAAUAAGCAUGAAGAAACAUCCAUACAAUCAUCUAAUAAUGAAACAACACCUCUCCAUGAGGCUGCAAAGUCCGGCAAUGCUCAGCAAACACUGGAGUUGCUUGAGCAGGGGCUGGAUCCUUGCAUUAAAGAUGCAAGAGGAAAAACACCUUACAUGUUGGCUCCGGACAAAGAAGUUAGAAAUACAUUCAGAAGAUUUAUGGCGCUUAACCUUGACAAAUGGGAUUGGCAUGCUGCUGAUGUGCCUAGUGCACUAACAAAGGAAAUGGAAGAAUCACAAGCAGCAAAGCAGGCAGAGAAGGAUGCCAAGAAGAAGGCAAGAGCAAAGGAACUGAAGAAAUUAAAGAAAGCAAAAGAAAAGGAAAAGGAGAAAGAAAAAGAAAAGACACAAGCUUCACAAUCCCAAAUUAACGUAAGAGGCACUUCCGCUGUUCAAAUGGCCAAUGCAACUGCUUCUAUACCAGGCCUGAAACAAAAGCAUCAGCCUACGGCAGUUUCUAAAGAGGAGGAACGACAAAGGAAACUGGCCGAGGAAAGAGAGGAAAGAGCGGCUGCAGCCGAACGAAGAUUUGCGGCUCUGGCAACUCAAUCAAGUAGCGCAUCAGGGACUGCAGCAGCAGAACCCACCCUACAGAGAGCAGCACCUGAUGACAAUACUUGUUCGUGCUGUUUUUCUUCCUUGGUCGGCAAGGUACCAUUCCACAGAUACAACUACAAGUACUGCAGCACCACAUGUAUGCAUCUUCAUUCAGAAAUGCUGGAAGAUGAUUGAGAAAGUUUAUGAUGAGAAAAACAUGAGAUCUAAUUAUACCUCUCGCCAGUUUUUCUUAUACAUGAUAUCUAAUAACCGGGCCUGUCUUCCAGUUUUGCU